AUGCCAUCACUGAAUCUUUGUCCCUCGUGUUCCGGCAUCUUUGAGGGACAUUACGUGCCCUCAAAUGUGCUACAAGACCGCAACCUACUUGCUCUCGAGGAUGCCGUCUUUGUUCCCUCCGGAUUCACAACAGGUACAACGGAAUGGAGAGUACGGCUAGAUUCUGGCUCAGGGCCAGGUGAUCCUCCGAAGCCAUAUGUUCAUCAUACAAUACAAGCUCUGGAGGAGUCUGCAAAUGCUUGCGUGCUCUGCGCCAUGAUCUGGCUGCGGCUGCAGCAAGACAUUCACCCCAUAACGUUGGGUGAGCUACAGCAGGGUGACGUUGUCGGUAUCCCGGCUAUAGAGGCUGGGGAAACGUCUUAUUGCGGCAGCUUCGUUUUUGGAAUGUGUUUUUCGAAAGUUGAAGGCGAAAAGUUUGUUGGGCGCCUGUUCCAUUCGUUUCGCGCCUUCAAGGCAAUCAGUAAGUUUCGAGGCUCUUCCUAUUUGCGACUAAUAAUGACGAGUAAAGAAAUAAACGGAGACAACAGAGAUACCUGGAAACCCAAAUUUGACCGACAAGCAACACUGGCACGUAUCAGGACCUGGCUCGAGUCCUCAACCGAAAGCCUGAACUUGGCACCUCGGCUACCUACGAGAUUGCUUCAUUGUCAAGCAUCUGCAACUUCAAAAGAUCCGAUAGUCAAGCUUGUUGAUACUCACGAUCUCGGCUCAUCGACGAAAUAUGCUGCCCUCAGUCAUCGUUGGGGCGAGAUACAGCCGCUUAUGCUGAAGCACGAGUUGGCUGAUGCCUUUUACUACGAUAUUCCCUUUACGACCAUCCCGACUACUUUCCAAGACGCGAUCAAGUUAGCCAACACCCUGGAUAUUCAAUACAUCUGGAUCGACUCCCUCUGCAUCAUUCAAGAUUCAAAGGAAGACUGGGAUGUUGAAGCCGCACACAUGGCAUCCGUCUAUUCUCAGGCGUAUGUCACUAUCUCUGCUACAGCUGCCAAAGAUUCAUCUGCCGGUUUGAAGCAAGACUCGAUGCUAAAACACCCUUGCGAAGUCACACCGACGUGGACUGGCUUCGAGGACUCUGAAAUGCCAACAACAACAAUGAGGCUCAUCGACAGAUCUGCUUUCUGCGACCAGGUCUUAUCUCAACCCCUUUUCCGCCGAGGAUGGGUCUUUCAGGAAUGGAUUCUCUCGCCAAAGACUCUCCACGUCGCUAGUGACCAGCUCUGGUGGACGUCUGCUUCUGACAUGACUUCCGGGGGAUUCGCCUCGCAUGAGACGUGCGAAGGGUUUGCUUUCGACGUUAAACAACAAUUUACCCGCACUAUGCCCCUUGGGACUCUCUAUUUGAUGGGAGGCAAGAGCGCCGAGAGCCUGCGGCCGGUCUGGCAUCAACUUCUUCAGGACUACCUAUCGCGAUUUUUCACUUUUGAGUCGGACCGUCUGAUUGCGUUUGCUGGCAUUGCGUCUCUGUAUCAGACUCUGGCACGAGUACCCUCAGGCUCGUACCUUGCGGGCAUCUGGCGUCAAUCACUGCUUAGAGAUCUUCUCUGGACUGUGAGAGAUGGGAGAAAGGUAUCCCCACCGCAGAAAUACCGAGUUCCAUCGUGGUCGUGGGCUUCAGAGGAACCAACCCAUACAUUAUCUGGAACAUUCGGCAUUGGCAACAUCAACUUGAACGCGGAUCUCGAAGAGGACGAAGAGCCUUGGGUUCCUGCUGCCGAAGUCGUAGAAGCGUCGGUCCAGACAACCGGACCAGAGCUUGGUUCCGUUUCUGGAGGCCACCUCGUCCUCCAAGGCCCACUGAUCAAAGCUCGACUCGUGCUCAAGGUUGAAGACCUCACUGGUCAAUUUACACCUGAGCAGGCUGCAGAAUUUCUCCCAGGGGGGAAUUUCCGAUAUGUUCGAAACGUGGCUGACCUGGAUGACGUUUUCCCGUUCGUUCCAUCCAAUGGGGAGAUGCAUAUUUACCUUGGUGUUCUUCACUGCAGAGUGGACCUGGAGGGUUCUGCUGAGAGCUAUGCUUUGGCGCUUGUGAGAGGAUGCGAGAAGGGGGAGUAUCGGAGGAUUGGGUACGUCAAUGUUCAGAAGACCAUUAUGGGCUCUUGGAUAGAUAAUCGGGACUGGGGAGUGUUUGCUCCUCUCACGGAUAAAGGCGAAUAUCUCAGCAAGGGUGUCCAACCUGGGAUGUAUAAUUAUCGUAUUGUCUAA
This is a messenger RNA of Fusarium vanettenii 77-13-4, 2205 nucleotides long. RefSeq lists its product as uncharacterized. The transcript is spliced from 2 exons. NCBI's taxonomy places the organism in Eukaryota, Fungi, Ascomycota, Sordariomycetes, Hypocreales, Nectriaceae. The coding region runs from base 1 to 2205 and encodes 734 amino acids. The record is from RefSeq and is a predicted model, not a curated record.